GGCAACCACACUUGCGUAGCGUCGUCGAAUUCAAAGUGUACAGUCUCACUGAACAUCACAAUAUAAUCAUCAAAUAUCGCCAUUGGGCGAUAAGUUAUCUUGUGCUAUGACGCGGCGAUAUAUUUUAAAGUUUUCACAAGAUAAGCGGCCUUGUGGUGAUUAAAAUUUUACGGUACAUGGGUAGAGAAUGUGCGCGGACUGUCGUUUUUGUUGAAAGAAAAAUACUGCCGUUAUAAAGUGUUCUUAUACUAUGUCGUUAUUUAAAAAGAAAGCGCCUAAAUACACGCCGCCACCGGUACCACCCACACCAGUAGAAGAUACUGAAUCACAGUCUAAUGGAGUCGAUAAUAGCAACGGUACGCAGAAGUCACAACUGGUCUUCCACUGUCAGCAAGCUCACGGAAGUCCAUUGGGCCUCAUCUCUGGUUUCUCUAACGUCAAAGAAUUAUAUGAGAAGAUAGCAGAAUGUUACGAAUUUUCACCCGAAGAUAUUCUUUUCUGUACUUUAAAUACUCACAAAGUGGAUAUGAAAAAACUUCUCGGAGGGCAAAUAGGAUUAGAAGACUUUAUUUUCGCGCAUAGAAAAGGUCGACCAAAGGAAAUAGAAAUAGUUAAAACAGAAGAUGCUCUAGGAUUAACGAUUACAGAUAACGGAGCAGGUUAUGCAUUUAUAAAAAGGAUUAAAGAAGGCUCCAUUGUUUCAAGAAUACCACAUAUUGAGGUCGGAGAUCAUAUUGAGAAAUUGAAUGGUGAGAAUAUGGUUGGGAAAAGACAUUAUGAGGUGGCGAAAAUUCUGAAAGACAUACCGAAGGGAACCACUUUUAUAAUGCGAUUGGUGGAACCAUUGAAGAGUGGAUUCGGUAGCAUCGGUCCUAAAACCGGUAGUGGGAGGUCAGGAAAAAAACAAAACUUUGGCUCAGGAAAAGAAACUCUACGUUUUAAAGCGAAUGGCCAAGCAACAAUUGAAAAUGAGCACGAUGACAAAUCAAAGGCUGGAAUUGAAAAAAUCAACGGUCUACUGGAAUCAUUUAUGGGUAUCAAUGAUAGUGAAUUGGCAUCGCAAAUGUGGGAUCUUGCCGAAGGAAAACAAAAUUCUAUGGAACUCGCAGAGGCUAUCGAUAACAGCGAUCUUCAAGAAUUUGGUUUUACAGAUGAAUUUAUCAUUGAACUAUGGGGAGUUAUAACUGAUGCUAGAUCUGGAAGACUCAGUUAGAACACAAAGACUCAGAUUAAAUUUACGCAAGUGCACUUAUUGUGAAUUAAUUAUGUAUUUAGAUCAAAUUGAAACGUGUACCUAUAGUACAAUCGUGAUUGUGAUAAAAUGAUAAUCUAGGAAGAA
Messenger RNA from Bombyx mori (domestic silkworm), 1339 nucleotides. It is a transcript of the gene kermit, whose product is annotated as RGS-GAIP interacting protein GIPC. Gene Ontology annotation, molecular function: protein binding. The record is from RefSeq and is marked provisional. NCBI's taxonomy places the organism in Eukaryota, Metazoa, Arthropoda, Insecta, Lepidoptera, Bombycidae.